UUGUUACGACUUCCUGGGUUCGUUAUGACGACACGUAAACACACGUUGUACCGCUCAUAAACUCCACCUCCCAUCCCGACUCUCUUCUUCUUCUCCAACCCCUUCUCAAGUGCUUUCUACUGCUACUGCUGACCGCACCAUCUCUCACCCCGAACCCUUCUAACACAAUGCUCGGAAAAGCCUUCUCCGUCCUCGCACUCGCGGCUCUGGCUCAGGCCAGAGCUAUCGUCACCAACCAUUGCCCAUACACAGUCUACAUCUGGUCUGUACCCCAGUACCUCAGCAGUUCACUCACCGACAACGUCCCUCUCAAACCUGGUGGUCAAUACCAAGAAUCAUGGCGCUUUGGGUCUCCCACCAACCCCGGCGUCGCCAUCAAGAUCUCUGACAAGUUCAACGGUAUCUACAAGUUAGCCGACGAGAUGGACUUCGCCUACUCGAUUGACACGAAAGACCUCGACAAGAUCUGGGUCGACCUGUCUCCGGCUCGAGGUACCCCCUUCCAUGACAAGCUCGCUUUACACAGCUGUCAUCAGAGCUUUUACGGCUCCGCACAGGUAGAGUCGCAUCCUUGCACCCCUAAAGACAACAUUGAGCUUGUGUUAUGCGAUACCUCAACACGCCAAACUACAUUGAAAGAUUCCACGUCUCUUGCCGAUAUCAAGUCGUGCUACGACUACCAAUACAUCCGCCCUACACGAGAUGUAGACCGCGUUGAAGUUCACACGGGCAGCCUUCCAAAUCAUGUGGCCGAGGAUACCGACUCCGAUUCCGACUCAGACACAGACGACCACGAAUCGCGGGAGGCGCAUACCAUAAAGUUCACGUAUACAAUGGGCAUGACCGCUGAGUUCUCCGAUGAAUCCACCCCCGGAUUCAUACUGGCGCCGCCCACAUCGUCAGUGAUUCUUCCGCCCAGGCCAGAGAAUACCGACUUAGCAGGGUCAGGACCAAUAAUUCCUGAAAGGCCAAGGAUAACGGAGACCAGCUCCGCCAUGUCGCGCCUGGGUUUCUUCACACCACCUGCACCUGCGCCUGCACCUCGCGAAACAGAAUGCCCAGAUUGCAAUGAGCCAAGAAAAGGAAAACUCAGCCCAUGCCUAGCCAGGGUCGUUUAUCCAGCACGGCGUCGCGUUCCUGCGACUCCUCGCAACACUCCAGGCGUCAUUGAGCCAACGCACGUAACAACCUCACAACCCCCAACAAACUCAGCACUGUGCGACAUCGUUCGGAGGUACCACACUGGAGUCGACGAUUGCGAUGAAUCAGCACUGGAGUCUUACGCUCGCGCCCUAUAUCCCACAGUCUGCGACCCCGUGAAUGCUUCACUCCUGAUGGGCUUCCCAUGCGAGGAGGUCAUGGAGGAGAUGAAGAAAGUUUUCCCAGCCAUCGAUGCCCCAGUGAUUUCCCGGGCCGCCUCAUGCGAGUGCGAACCUGACUGCGACUUCUGCGGACACUUCAACGAUAGUUGCUUCUGCGCAGGGGCUAUCGCGGCGCCGAUGCACGCGAGCAUCCAGCCUCUCCCGACGGAUUUUGAAUCCUUCGUCGUCAAGCUCAAUGAAGAAAAGAUCUGCUUGAAUUCGCUGUGCGACCCAGAAAUCCCCGGAGUCAACUGCGAUGACGUAGCCGACCUACUUCGUGCCACUUUCACGCUUACCAACGAGCGUUACGAAGACUGGGUCAAUGAGAACACUGAUACCUGCGACUUUAUCUCUGUCCUCAACGGCAAUUCAGGUCAGAGGCUCAUGUGCGUCGCUGAUCUCUGCGAUCUUCACGCUGAGUCAUGCGACAAUGUUCGGGAGCUGCUCACAGCGGCGGUCAUGGCCAAGUUGGGCUUGAAUGUCAUCUUCAUCAAGUACCGCGGUUACUGCGACCAAAUGCUUGAGGGGAGCACUUGAAGCUUGGGCACGACCAGCGACAUGGUGGACCGGGGUGCUUGAUCGUUGUUAUCGUUGUUUUCACCUCAUGUCUUUAGCGUUCGCAUAGCUUACUGUCUGUACUUUCAUUUGCCUUUCAACGCUGAUUAUUCUUCUCAACGCGAUCACAUGGCUUUCAAUAUGCUCACGUCCACUGUCGGAUGAUGAG
Alternaria rosae is the source of this 2085-nucleotide messenger RNA. RefSeq lists its product as uncharacterized. NCBI's taxonomy places the organism in Eukaryota, Fungi, Ascomycota, Dothideomycetes, Pleosporales, Pleosporaceae. The coding region runs from base 168 to 1898 and encodes 576 amino acids. The record is from RefSeq and is a predicted model, not a curated record. The transcript has a single exon.